AUGGCGGCCAACACAAGAGACCCAACUGUCUCCUCUCAGCGGCCGCCAUAUAACCCACUGGUCAACGUUGCCAACACAAGGCCAGUUCUAGUGGAUGAACAUCUACAUGACAAGCAGCACAUUUUUCUAACCCGCCCGAUUUUCGGUGCCUUGUUAUUCGAAAAUAACACCUCUGAUGCUCGUGACCACUGCGCCAAUGAACGGACCUUCCUCUCCUGGCUCCGUCUUUCGAUGUAUCUUGGCGUGGUGUCGCUUGCCAUUAUCAUAUCAUUCCACUUUCAUGGUGAACCGACGGGGCUCGAACGUCGGAUGGCACUUCCAUUGGGCAUCAUAUUCUGGGUUUUAAGUCUGGCUUCCCUUGUCAAUGGGUUUGCGAACUACGUUCGGACGGUCAGGAAAUACAGUCGCAAGGCAGCUUUGGUCCAAAGUGGAUGGAAAACGCAAAUGACCUUCACGGUGGUAGGGGCUGUGAUUUUAGGAAGCUGCAUCUUGUUCCUGGCCACGGAUGCGAAGUCUUCGUCCUAA
Aspergillus tanneri is the source of this 525-nucleotide messenger RNA. RefSeq names its product DUF202 domain-containing protein. The record is from RefSeq and is a predicted model, not a curated record. NCBI's taxonomy places the organism in Eukaryota, Fungi, Ascomycota, Eurotiomycetes, Eurotiales, Aspergillaceae. The transcript is spliced from 2 exons. The coding region runs from base 1 to 525 and encodes 174 amino acids.